AUGAAUUUUACUUACAAACAGCAACCUUCGCCAUCAGCACCAUCAUCAUCAUCGGCAACAAGAGUUGUGAUGACAGUGAAAGAAAAAUUUGAAAAACACAAAACCGAAACAAAUGCUCUCCUUCAACAAGCCAUUAAAAAGACCAAUGAAUGUGAUUUUAAUAAUUUGAAGGAAAUUAUAGUGAUGGGAGAAAUGUUAUUUAAAAAGGUGGAGCAGAUGGAUGUAUUUGAUCUUUCUGAAUAUCCAGAGUUGAGACAAGAAAGAAAGGAUUUGAUAAAGAAGUUACAAGAAGUAAUUUCUCAAUUUGAUAGAUAUCCAAAAAGUGUAGAAAAUUUCAAGAAUAAUUUGAAUGAAUUUCAUACAAGUUGCAAAUCAUUUAUUGAUUUGAUGGAAUUGACAGAGAAUUUUGAUAUUCCAUUCCUGAAGAAAUAUGAAUUAUUUAAUACUUUGGCUUCAGUUGAUCACAGACUUGUGUCACAACAAAUUCAUGGAUACAGACAACCUUUGACAUUAUUUAAACCAAUCUCAAAGGAUAUGAAAGUUGAUCACGAUAACAUCAUUAAUCUCAUUGGAAAAUUGUUUAGUCUAGCAGUUCACGUUGCCACCGUCUACGAACCAAUGAAGAGAGAAUUGCCAACAAUCAUUCAACAUAAUCAAGAUGCUCAAAAGUUUAUCUCUCAAAUUGAACAAUUAAUCAAUUCUGGUAGUCACAAAUUUUCAAUUAUUGGCAGUUCUACAUAUUCAAACAAUGAAACCUUCUCACAAACAUGUCAAUCACUUAUUAACUCAUUGGAAAUUUCUCAUCAAUUAUUGAGCAAGUACCGUGAUACAAGAUCCACAAGAGAUAUUCAUUCUAGGCACGUUGAUAAUACUUCCAAGAAUCUUAAAAAAUUAGAAUUCUUUAAUGCCAUCUUUAGUAUUAGCCCAAUUUUUUCAAAUGUAUGCAAAGAUUUGAAGAAUCCAUCCAUUGAAACCCUUUCCAAUGCUAUCGAUCAGUUAAAUAAUUGCAAGCCAUCCAUUGAAAAACUGACUAAACUUGAACAAGUCAAAUCCCAACUAGGUGAACCAUUUGAUAUUGAAAUUACCAAAGCCAUUUCCUUCCAUCAAUACGUCAGUAACCAAAUUAUUACAAUACUUUCCAAAUUGAAAGAUUUAGAAACUAACACUGAUCCAAAUAUUUGGUAA
Messenger RNA from Naegleria gruberi, 1185 nucleotides. RefSeq lists its product as uncharacterized. The transcript has a single exon. Gene Ontology annotation, molecular function: protein-folding chaperone binding. The record is from RefSeq and is a predicted model, not a curated record. NCBI's taxonomy places the organism in Eukaryota, Heterolobosea, Eutetramitea, Acrasida, Naegleriidae. Bases 1 to 1185 code for a protein of 394 amino acids.